This is a messenger RNA of Gastrolobium bilobum, 2119 nucleotides long. Its product is annotated as long chain base biosynthesis protein 1. Gene Ontology annotation, molecular function: pyridoxal phosphate binding; serine C-palmitoyltransferase activity. NCBI's taxonomy places the organism in Eukaryota, Viridiplantae, Streptophyta, Magnoliopsida, Fabales, Fabaceae. The record is from RefSeq and is a predicted model, not a curated record. Gene Ontology annotation, cellular component: endoplasmic reticulum. Gene Ontology annotation, biological process: sphingosine biosynthetic process; ceramide biosynthetic process. Bases 383 to 1834 code for a protein of 483 amino acids. The transcript is spliced from 13 exons.
AAAAGGCAGAAUUUUCGCAUAAAAAAACAGAAAGUGAAUCGACGAGGAAGCAGGGGGGGAGUGGAGAGAAGAAGCCGCCGCGUGAUGACAACCGUUAAGUGAUUGGUGACUAUGUGUGAUGUGGCCUCAUCAUAGCUCUUUGAUUCAUCCAAAACCAAAAUUCCCCAUUUGCCAUUUGUCUGACUGAGUCUUCUCUUCUCUUCUCUUCUCUUCCUCUCAUUCUCAUCUGAUUCUGAAUCUAGCAAGGAGCACAAGGUACCUCUCGUCGUUUCCCUCUCCCAAUCGCCAGUGAUUUGAGAGUGUCAUGAAAUUUGACUAGCGGGAAUGCAUGUGCUUGAGUGAAAGGCUUCAUUGCUUAUUUGAUUGAGAUAUUGAGAUUACGAUGGCCUCAGCUGUCUUGAAUUUCAUGAACACUACAAUAGAUUGGGUGAAAUUUGCUUUAGAUGCACCUUCUGCGCGAGCUGUAGUUUUUGGAGUCCAUAUCGGUGGACAUUUAUUUAUCGAAGUUUUUCUCCUGGUGGUCAUACUUUUCUUGCUUUCCCAGAAAAGUUACAAGCCUCCUAAAAGGCCCUUAACAAACAAGGAAAUUGAUGAGCUAUGUGAUGAAUGGGUUCCAGAACCUCUUAUUCCUUCUCUUAAUGAUGAGAUGCAGUAUGAACCACCAGUUCUGGAGAGUGCUGCUGGGCCACAUACCAUAAUUAAUGGUAAAGAAGUUGUCAAUUUUGCUUCAGCAAACUAUCUUGGGUUUAUUGGUCAUCAGAAGUUACUUGACUCAUGUUCUUCUGCUUUAGAGAAAUAUGGUGUUGGUUCUUGUGGUCCGCGUGGGUUUUAUGGAACAAUUGAUGUCCAUCUUGACUGUGAAGCAAGAAUAGCAAAAUUUUUAGGAACCCCCGAUUCAAUCCUCUACUCUUAUGGACUGUCCACCAUGUUCAGUGCUAUUCCCUGUUUCUCUAAAAAAGGAGAUAUAAUUGUGGCGGAUGAGGGAGUGCACUGGGGAAUACAGAAUGGCCUUUAUCUUUCUAGAAGCACAGUGGUGUAUUUUAAGCACAAUGACAUGAACUCUUUAAGAGAAACUCUAGAGAACAUUACUUCCAAAAAUCAGCGGGCCAAGAAAUUGAGGCGUUAUAUUGUGGUUGAAGCUGUCUACCAGAAUUCUGGCCAGAUAGCACCCUUGGAUGAGAUCAUUAAAUUGAAGGAAAAAUAUCGUUUUCGUGUUUUGCUGGAUGAGAGCAACUCAUUUGGUGUGCUCGGAAGUUCUGGAAGAGGUCUCACCGAAUACUAUGGAGUUCCAGUUGAAAAGUUAGAUAUUAUAACUGCCGCUAUGGGACAUGCAUUGGCCGCAGAAGGAGGAUUCUGCACUGGAAGUGCUAGAGUUAUAGAUCACCAACGAUUGAGUAGCUCAGGCUACGUCUUUUCUGCUUCUUUGCCCCCAUAUCUUGCAAGCGCUGCAAUUACAGCUAUUGAUGUUCUGGAUGAAAAUCCCAAUCUGAUAACAAAGCUGAACAACAACAUUGCUGUUUUAUGGAAAGGAUUGUCAAAAAUACCAGGCUUCACAAUUGCAAGUAAUCCAGAGUCACCAAUUAUUUAUUUGAGAUUAAAGAAGUCAACAGGUUCCUUGAAAGAUGACCUACAUCUGCUUGAAAAGAUUGCUGAGCGUGUUUUGAAAGAAGAUUCUGUAUUUGUGGUGACUUCCAGAAGAUCAACACUGGACAAAUGCCGUUUGCCUAUAGGAAUUAAAUUGUAUGUUUCUGCAGGACAUUCAGAAUCUGAUCUUCUCAAGGCAUCUGAAUCAUUGAAAAGGAUUGCAGCAUUAGUACUGGGUGGUCAUAAUUGAACGCUGUACACCUCUCUGCUUCUUUUUAUGUACCAAAACAUCAUUUUUAUUCCAUGUUUAGGUGAGCAAAUUUGAAAUCCAGGCCGAUAGAGAAAGUCAUGUAGUUGGUUAUUUAUGGUAAUGUUUAAUACGUGUAUUUUGCUAGUUUAGGGUAACAGUAUAUUGCGCGCGUGUGUGUUGGUCAUUGGUUUAUACGUGUGAAGGUUGUAGAAUAAGGAUUUAAUGUUUCUUACAUGAGUUGGGGAAAAUGCUUAUAAAUUACAUUCUGAGUUCUUUUUUUAAGUG